Vicia faba (fava bean) is the source of this 1626-nucleotide messenger RNA. NCBI's taxonomy places the organism in Eukaryota, Viridiplantae, Streptophyta, Magnoliopsida, Fabales, Fabaceae. The record is from the annotation of a GenBank genome assembly.
AUGGAGAUUUUGUCAUCUUUCAGAAUUUCUAAAACUACUAUUGCAAUCUUGUCUCUUGUUUUGCUUUUCAACAUCCCUUAUCAAGCAUCUGGCCACCUACUUCACAGGCAGAAGACAAUCAAAUAUGACUUAUUUGCUUCACAGAUUGGAGGAGAAAAUACAUCUAAUCCAUAUGAACCUAUAUUGAAAUUUCUGAAUUCUUCAAAAUUUCCGAAUCGAAAAUCAUUUCCGCAUGGAUUUUUGUUUGGUACCGGAUCUUCUGCUCUUCAGAUUGAAGGAGCAUCUCAUGAAGGAGGAAGGGGGCUUGGUAUAUGGGACGAUAUAGUUGAACAAAAUAAAGGUCCGUUUUUAGAUGCCGAUAAAUUUUCAUCAAAAAUUGAACAUUAUAAACGAUAUAAGGAGGAUGUGCAACAUAUAAAAAAACUUGGAGUAAAUUCUUAUCGAAUGUCCAUUUCUUGGAAUAGAAUAUUACCAGAUGGAACAUUGAAAGGAGGUAUAAAUCAAGAAGGUAUCAAUUUCUACAACAAUUUGAUCAAUGAGUUACUAAAAAAUGGUAUUGAACCUUUUGUGGGUAUCAUGCACUUUGACUAUCCGUUAGCUCUUAAACAAAAUUACGGUGGUUUCUUAAAUCGCUCUAUUGUGAAAUAUUACAAAGACUAUAGUGAACUCUUAUUCAAAACAUAUGGAGAUCGGGUGAAACAUUGGACUACAAUCAAUGAAGUAGAAUUUGCAGCAUUAGUUCAGUACAUGUUCAAUAUUGAAAAUUCAUCUACUGAUCAGACAUGCACAAAUACUAAAAUAUGUACACAAACAUAUACUUUAGUUCAUAACUUCCUUCUUGCCCACGCUACUACAUCAAAAUUAUACAAAAAAAAAUUCCAAGCAAUACAAGGGGGAGAAAUUGGACUUGCUAUUACAUCAGGAAGAUAUGUUCCUUACAGUUCUAACCCUGAAGAUGUGGUUGCUGCUCAAAGGCUAAUGGAUUUUUAUUGGGGAUGGAUUUUGGAUCCAGUGUUUAAUGGAGAUUAUCCAAGAAUAAUGAAAGAGUUUGUGGGGAAUAGACUACCAAAAUUCACUAAAAAGGAGAAAUACAUGUUAAAAGGAAGCACAAAUUUUAUUGGAAUUAAUUAUUAUACUUCUCACUUUGCUAGACAUGAACCAAAUAGAACCAAGAUUACAGCUGACAAUUAUGAUGCUUUAGCGGUUUCAGAAGCUUCUAAUGUGGAAGGGAAAAUCCUUGGUUUCAAGGAUCAAUACGGUUGGAGCAAUGUCUAUCCUGAAGGAUUAUAUAAUUUUUUAAUCUACAUUAAGGAAAAAUACAAAAAUCCCAAAGUCUACAUCACAGAAAAUGGUAUUGCUUCUUCAAAAAUCUCAAAUCCACUGAAAGACGGACACCGCAUUGCUUAUGUUGCCGCACAUUUAAAUGCUACCAAGGCAGCAAUUAAUGAUGGCGUAAAUGUUCAAGGUUACUUUUUAUGGGCAGCAUUUGAUACAUUUGAAUUUCAAGCGGGUUAUUCUGGAAAUUGGGGUCUUUAUCAUAUUGAUUUUAAUGAUAAUCUGAAGCGUAUACCGACUGAUACAGCAAAAUGGUACAAAGAAUAUCUUACACAUGAUUUGAGACACUAA